Messenger RNA from Tupaia belangeri chinensis (Chinese tree shrew), 3109 nucleotides. RefSeq names its product zinc finger BED-type containing 11 (gene ZBED11). NCBI's taxonomy places the organism in Eukaryota, Metazoa, Chordata, Mammalia, Scandentia, Tupaiidae. The transcript is spliced from 2 exons. The coding region runs from base 996 to 2966 and encodes 656 amino acids. The record is from RefSeq and is a predicted model, not a curated record.
GGAACGUCCUGAGGGGAAAUACCGCGAGACCACGGCGGGCGCGUCGGAAGCGCGAGAGCGGAAUUGGCCUCCGGGUUUUGCGCACGCGCAGAAGCCGGUCCGCUGCUUUCCAGCUGGACGAGGAGGUUCUGGGGUGACGCCGGAUGUGGUGCUGCGCAGGGAGUCGGGGUUCCGAACUGCCGAUCCUUGAGCGAGAGUCGAGGCUCGCGGCGCUGGGCCUGGCUGGGUCGUGGCGGCUGCGCUGGAGGUCAAGAAUGCUUUCCAAGAAAGUACCAUAAAAGUACAUUGUGAGCUCCAACCUGGUUGUUUACCUAGCCAUGGAAAACCUCAUUGGAUCGUCACUAGAUCAGAUCAUAAUUGGCAGUCUUAAAAACUCUUUCCAUCAAAAAGUAUCAGGAAUAAAAAUCUAAAAUACAUUCUUGCCUCUUCAAGAAAUUCCUGUAAGUGCCAACAGAAAAGCAACAGACACUCAAGCCACCUACGCAGCAGAGGGCACAGAAUGUCUCUGUAUCGGUAUUUCUCGCACCAUGUUGUGACCCAUUAGUGAGUCAUGAAAUCAUUUCUGUGAAUCACAAAUGAACGUUCUUUAAAACAAAAUAUCAAGAGUGCUUUGCAUGGACGUUUUUUCGAAUUGUAUACGUGGCAAGGAAUACUGAGGUCAAUUUUGAUAUGCAAGAAGGGUGUUGAUGGAGGGAAUAUGAUGAAUAGAAUAAGAUAUUUUUUACAUAUAUGUAUAAAUAAUGGUUUUUAGUCAUUUGAUUGUGGGUGUCUUGUUUGGUUUUCAUAAUAGCAAAGUUAAUGUUUUGCAGUCUAGUUUCAUAUUACCGUGACUUGGAACUACACUUUGAAUUCUGAGAUUUUCAACUGAGCUUCAGUUACAGACUUUGAUUCCAUUUUUUGAUAAGGUGUUAUUGAGGCCAUAUAUUAUAUAUAUUUUUUCUUUUUUGAGUUAGUGGCAUAACAUUUAAAUCAAACUGAAACAAAUUAUUGCUAAAAUGGAUUUCUUUAUUAAAAGAGAGAGUAAUGAAGUGAAAUAUGCAGAAGCAUGUUCAAGUUCAACUAUUGGAUCUAGAAGUGUGAAUAGAGAUGAUAUUGAGAAAAAUAAUGACUCUGAUCUACAAGCUUCACUUUUUUUUGAGCCACAUUUCAAAAAGAAAAAAGUAUGCCCAAGACGUUAUAAUGAAAGUUACUUAAAAUAUGGUUUUAUCAAAUGUGAAAAACCUUUUGAAAAUGAUAGACCUCAGUGUGUUAUUUGUAAUAACAUUCUUGCAAAUGAAAGCUUAAAACCUUCAAAGUUGAAAAGGCAUUUAGAAACUCAGCACGCUGAACUUGUUGAUAAACCUAUUGAAUAUUUUCAAAGAAAGAAAAAAGACAUAAAGUUAUCAACCCAGUUUCUUAGUUGUUCUUCUACUGUUGGGGAGAAAGCUUUGCUAUCAUCAUAUUUAGUUGCAUAUCGUGUGGCAAAAGAGAAAAUGGCUCACACAGCUGCUGAAAAAAUUAUUCUUCCAGCCUGUUUGGAUAUGGUGCGUACAAUUUUUGAUGAUAAAUCAGCUGAUAAGUUGAAAACUAUACCUACUGAUAACACAAUAUCUCUUCGAAUCUGCACUAUUGCAGAACAUUUAGAAACAAUGCUUAUUACUCGGUUACAGUCUGGUAUAGAUUUUGCAAUCCAGCUUGAUGAAAGCACUGAUAUUGGAAGCUGUACAACAGUUUUAGUUUACGUCAGAUAUGCAUGGCAAGAUGAUUUUGUGGAAGACUUUUUAUGUUUUUUAAAUUUAACCUCACACCCAAGUGGAUUAGAUAUUUUUACGGAAUUAGAAAAGUGCAUUGUUGGUCAAUAUAAACUAAACUGGAAAAACUGUAAAGGAAUUACAAGUGAUGGAACAGCAAGCAUAACUGGAAGGCAUAGUAGAGUAAUUAAAAAAUUACUGGAAGUUACUAAUAACGGUGCUGUGUGGAAUCAUUGUUUUAUACAUCGUGAAGCUUUAGCAUCCAGAGAAAUUCCACAGAAUCUCAUGGAAGUGUUGAAAAAUGCAGUGAAAGUUGUUAAUUUUAUUAAAGGAAGCUCAUUGAAUAGCCGACUUCUUGAAACAUUUUGUUCAGAGAUUGGAACUAAUCAUACCCACUUACUGUAUCAUACCAAAGUUCGCUGGUUAUCUCAAGGGAAAAUACUAAGUAGGGUUUAUGAACUCAGGAAUGAGAUUCACAUUUUUCUCACUGAAAAGAAAUCAAAUUUGGCAAAUAUUUUUGAAGAUACUAUUUGGGUAACAAAAUUGGCAUAUUUAGCUGAUAUUUUUGGCAUUCUUAAUGAACUGAGUUUAAAACUACAGGGAAAAAACAAAGAUAUAUUUCAGCAUGUCGAACGUAUCCAAGGAUUCCGAAAGGCUUUGUUGUUAUGGCAAGCAAGGCUUAACAGUGAACGUCCUAGCUACUACAUGUUUCCAAGGUUUUUGCAACAUAUUGAAGAGAAUAUCAUUAAUGAAAGCAUGCUGAAAGAAAUAAAAUUAGAAAUAUUGUUGCACCUUGCUUCUCUGUCUCAAACUUUUAACCAUUUCUUUCCAGAAGAGAAAUUGGAAAGAUUAAGGGAAAACAGUUGGGUAAAAGAUCCAUUUGCUUUUCAAAAUCCUGAAUCAGUAAUUGAGUUAAACUUGGUGCCUGAAGAAGAGGAUGAAUUAAGGCAGCUUAGUUCUUCAUAUACAUUGAAGAAUGAUUAUGAGACUUUAAAUUUAUCAGCAUUUUGGAUUAAAAUAAAGGAUGACUUUCCUUUGCUAAGUAGAAAGAGUCUCCCACUUUUACUACCAUUCACAACAACUAGUUUGUGUGAACUAGGAUUUUCUAUCUUAACCCAGUUAAAAGCAAAGGAAAGAAAUGGGUCGAAUGGUGCAGCUGAUAUGCGGGUAGCACUCUCUUCUUGUGUUCCAGACUGGAAUGAACUUAUAAAUAGGCAAGCACACCCCUCACAUUAAAUGUUACCUAGUUUUUGUAUUUCUAAUUUUGUAAUAUUUUCAUAUGUUAUAUUUAAAUGUUAAUGUAAAAUCGUAUGUGGUACCUUUGUUCUGUUUGAAUUUUUGUUACAUUUUAAUAAUAUUAAUAAAAUCAUAUGACUUUA